This is a messenger RNA of Coregonus sp. 'balchen', 18925 nucleotides long. The record is from the annotation of a GenBank genome assembly. Lineage: Eukaryota; Metazoa; Chordata; Actinopteri; Salmoniformes; Salmonidae.
UGUAGACAGAAAUGUGAGCGUACAGCGUGGUUUUGAAAUAUGACUGCUCCUGUAUUCAGGAUUUGAAAGUGAAUAUAUGUUCUGUUAUCUUUACAAAUAUAUUGUGGUGUGAUGGAAGUGGAUAACUUUAUAACUCGUUAGCGUAGCCUGUUUGUGGCAUGCAAAGUAGUCGCUAAUUUAGCUAGCUAGCUAUUUUGCUGAGGGCAGAUUGAAUGGCAUGUCUUUCAUAGCUUUGCUGACAAUAACAUGCUAACAGUGACUGUGGGCAUGCAAUUCACUCUUAAAUGGUAGCUAGUAGCCUACUCCCAGGACAGGAUCAUUUUGACAGUACCAUAAGCCUUGUUAUCAGUUAGUGAUAUCAUGUUAUUGUUUAUUUUCUGCAGAGCUAUCAAAAUGUCUACAGCCAAACACAGGAUGCGCGAUAAGAAGAUGAGGAACCAGCCGAUCAACGUCACCUAUUCCUCCCCGGGCCAGGGCAGCUCACACUGGAGGAACGGAGGGGACACCCCUACAGGUCAAGGCCAUGAUCUGUCUCCACAUCCAAGGGGCCAGGGGUCCUCUCACUCAGGCCAUUCCCAGGGAGGGGGCUGGGUCCGGGGCCACCAGAGAGGAGGACAGGGGGGCUACCCACAGGACCUGCCCAAACACAUCACUGGUAAGAACACCUUCCUGCACAAGGUUGUCAAUGUCUUGAUGGUUUUUAAACUGAUACAGGUUCUUACUGAUCACUUUUGCGUUUCAAUGUUGAACCAGCUGCAAAUCAACAGCAUAUCCAAUGGCAUUUAGAACGCGCAAAUAAUGGCUGUUGCUCCAACACAUUGAAUCCCAGCCAGCCUUUGUGAUGUGCUGUGCCUGCACUCCUCUCUCCUCAGCCUCAGCGUUUGCCAAGGCCCGGGCAGCAGAGGUGAACGCCAUGUUGAAGGCCGUCACCAAGACAACAGGCAGCUCCCAUGUGUUUGGAGCUCUUCCUAAACACAUGAGGAGGAGGGCCAUGAGCCAUGACACCAAGAGGCUGCCCUGCAGGCUGAGAGACACGGCCAACAACAUGGUGGGUUUGUCUAAGUAACACACACGCUCACAGUCACACACGGUCACACUCAGUCACACACACAGUCAUACACAGUCAGUCACAGUGAAACACAGCCUCUCUCUCUUGACUUUAUAGCCUGGUGUCCCAGAUCUGUGUUCUGUUAUUGUCAUGUCCAUACAUGGAGGAAUGACUAGUCUCAUCUAGAGCCACACUAGUCACAUUACACACCAGCAGUGGAAAUAUUCUGGAUGUUUGGUCUGUCAUUCAGUUGGAGAAGAGUCAGAAGGCUGGUCAGAAGGUGAAGAAGGAACAGUCCAAGAGGAAGAGCCGUAAAGCCCGGCGUCGCCACGGCAACAUGCUUCUGGAGUUCAACCGGCGCCAGCGGAAGAACCUGUGGCUGGAGACGCACAUCUGGCACGCCAAGCGCUUCCACAUGGUCAAGAGAUGGGGCUACUGUCUGGGAGACAGGCCAACCUACAAGUGUUACAGAGCCUGCUGCAGAGCCAUGAGCUCCCACUGUCUACUGCAGGUUAGUGUUAGAGCCUGCUGCAGAGCCAUGAGCUCCCACUGUCUACUCAGUUAAGUGUUAGAGCCUGCUGCAGAGCCAUGGCUCCCACUGUCUACUGCACGGUUAGUGUUAGAGCCUGCCUGGAGACCAUAGCUCCCCUGUCCUACUGCAGGUUAGUGUUUAGAGCCUGCUGCAGAUCCUGAGGCUUCCCACUGUCUACUGCAGGUUAGUGUUAGAGCCUGCUGCAGAGCCAUGAGCUCCCACUGUCUACUGCAGGUUAGUGUUAGAGCCUGCUGCAGAGCCAUGAGCUCCCACUGUCUACUGCAGGUUAGUGUUAGAGCCUGCUACAGAGCCAUGAGCUCCCACGUUCUAACUGACAGGUUAGCGUUAGAGGCCUGCUGCCAGAGCCAUGAGCUCCCACUGUCUACUGCAGGUUAGUGUUAGAGCCUGCUGCAGAGCCAUGAGCUCCCACUGUCUACUGCAGGUUAGUGUUAGAGCCUGCUGCAGAGCCAUGAGCUCCCACUGUCUACUGCAGGUUAGUGUUAGAGCCUGCUGCAGAGCCCCAUGACUCCACGUUGUUAGCGUUAGUGCUUAGAGCCUGCUGCAAGCCAUGAGCUCCACUGUGCUGCAGUGUGUAGAGCCUGCUCGCCUGAUCCCGUCUUACUGCAGGUUGCGUAGACCGAGCUCCCACGAGCCAUGAGUUCCCCUGUUACUGCGGUAGUGUUAGAGCCUGCAGCCUGCUCACGUUAUGCAGUUAGGCUGGCGGCUGAAGUCCAUGUUACUCCCACUGUCUAGCUAGGUUGAGUUGAGCCGCUGCUAGCAUGAGCUCGUUAACUGCGCGUAGUGUGAGCCCUGCUCAGGUCAGAGCUCCACUGCCUGCGAGGGUGUGAGUCCCUGCAGAGCAUGCGUCCCACUGUCUGCAGGUAGGUCGACUGCUCUGCAGGAGCCAUGAGCUCCCACUGUCUACGCAGCUUAGUGUUAGAGCCUGCUGUAAGCAUGUUGCUCCACUGUCUACUAGCAUAGUAUGUUAACUGCUGCGAGCAUUGCCCCUACCACUGUCUACUGCGGUUAGUGUUAGAGCCUUGGACAUGAGCUCCCACUUAAUUACUGAGGUUAGUGUUAAGGCCGUUAAGAUAGCUCCCUGUAUAGGUUAGGUUAGCCGCUGCAAGCCAUGAGCUCCCACUGUCUCUGUAAGAUUUUAGGGGUUUGAAUCAGAGCCCCCCAAAUGCUCUUCUAACUUUUAAUACCACGACUUCAGGCAAUAUUUAAACACUUUGGGACAACUAAUUAUAAAACAAUUUGAUUGAUUGACGAUUAUAAGCGCCAGUUCAAUGAAGGCUGUUAGAUUUUUUAUGAUUCAAUCCCUCUUGGAUAAUACAGUUUAAACAGUUGAAAAAGUUCUGCGGAUUACUUAAUACAACCCCCAAAAUAGACUUUUUCUAAAACUAUUGAAACAGAUCUCAGAAAGGCAAACACUUUUUACAAAUACUUUCCUGGACCUAUGUAUUCUAGAAAACAACUUUUGAAACGAUGAUUGGUGCCAAAUGUAGCAAAGUUAUGGAGGAAGGCAAUCAUGUCGGCAUGUUGGAUUGGCUGCCUUCAACUAAUGGUAAGGCUGUAUCUGGAACGGCAUGUUGCAGAUAUAAAUAAAAUGAAUAGAGCACUCCUUUUCAUAUACUAUUCCAAUCUGUCUGAACAUUCUGUACAUUUCCAUUCUCCUGAACAGGCCCCAGGUGUAGAUAAUCAAGAAAAACCAAUUAUAUAUUUUGUACAAGUAAGUAUAAAUAGGGAGGGGGGUUUUGUCUCGUUUCCUUUUGCGAGGGUGGAGACUUCGCUAGACUGGAAAAAUCUAAAUUUCUAACACAUAUGAACACAGAAGUUAUUCACACAGAUUUUAAAAUCUAAAUUUAAUAAAUUUUUUAAUUCAGGCUGUAACAACAAAAUGUGGAAAAAGUCAAUGGGUGUGAAUACUUUCUGAAGGCACUGUAGGUGGAUAUACUCAACUAAUGGCCUGGGACAUGACUUGUGAUAAGACAAAUGUUUAGGCCUGAAAACGUCUGUCAUUUUCAGGCAUUUAGCUAGAUCUAGGCAACAGUGAGGGACAUGGACUCAUCUUAACAUUCAAAGUACAACACUUUGGAGUUUCAAAAUGCAGAGGAAAUACAGGUAUAAAAGAAAACGGUAACACUUGACUUCAAGUUAAAUAAUUUAAUAAUAAUAAUAAUAUGCCAUUUAGCAGACGCUUUUAUCCAAAGCGACUUAGUCAUGCGUGCAUAGUUCUUCUAAAUAGGUUUACUUUGUGAUUACUAAAAUAGUAGUCUCUGUAGCUCAAAGUAUAUAAUAAAUGACAACUGUUUUCUACCCAGGUGUUCACACGGUACGAACAUGAGCGACAACCGCUUUAAAUGUUUGCUGUGUGAUCAGAUAUGAAUACAGCAGUUGCCAACUAGUAAAAUCAUAUUUCGAAGUGUUGGUAUGUAUCCCAAAGUGAAUCCUCUGUAUCCCCCUCUACCCAGGACAUGUCCUACUACUGCUGUGUGGAGUUACAGGGACCAGAGGAACAGCUGUUAGCUACCCUCUCUAAGCUGACCAGCAAGGAAGCUGGUGAGUACUGCUUUCCUGUUCGCUCCUCACAAACAAACCACAGUGUCAAUCAUGCUGCGUUUAGAUGGUACGAGGCAGACGGCAAACCGGAUGUCAUUGUUUUUCAAUGAGCGCACAACGGUAAAGACCGGUGAAUGCCAUCAGCCGCCACGGUAGAAGGGACUUGCCACCAGAGUUAAAAUAUUUCAACUUUUGCCAUCUGCAUUAGCGUUGUUUUAUACCGGAUGUUGAUUUGCGCUGUUUAGUGAAAUCACCAUAGCAACACAAACCGUCGUGCUGGUUUGCUUUUGCCGUCACCUUGUUUCUUGCUCUCUUGUACCGCUAUGCCGACUGGUAUGACGUUUUUUGCGUCCCUCGUCUAAACGCAGCAUCAGUCUCGAGAAAUAUACAAGUAUUUCAGUAUAAAGUUUGAAAAUGAUUGGUUCUUCAAGUCAGGUGGUCUAGCAAAUAUGUGACCCCUGCUUUACGGUAUUAUUGAUGAUGACAUCUGUUGUAACCACAGGGCCUACGUUUGCAGCAGCCAUGUGUGUGUCCGGCAGGAGACAGGGCAGUGUGGUGGUUUACAGGGCAGAACAAUACCCUCUCCAGCCCCUGGGGCCUGUAACGUUCCUCUGGAGACCCAGAACACAGGGGCGGGGCCAGGACGACCAGGGCUCCCAGGGAUCAACACACAGACAGCUGUGGAUCUGGGCGCACCCCACCAUGAAACCGGUCAGAGGAACUAAAAUGCAGAAUCAAUCAGUAUUAGAAGUAUUGAGCAAACGUUCAACUAUUAAUUGAUGGUGUAAUGUCUUUAUCGUUGUCUAUAAGCUGGUGCAAUCAGAUGUUCCCUUUGGGAUCAGUACAGUACUAUCAAUCAGAUGUCCCCUUUGGGAUCAGUACAGUACCAUCAAUCAGAUGUCCCCUUUGGGAUCAGUACAGUACCAUCAAUCAGAUGUCCCCUUUGGGAUCAGUAAAGUACCAUCAAUCAGAUGUCCCCUUUGGGAUCAGUACAGUACCAUCAAUCAGAUGUCCCCUUUGGGAUCAGUACAGUACCAUCAAUCAGAUGUCCCCUUUGGGAUCAGUACAGUACCAUCAAUCAGAUGUCCCCUUUGGGAUCAGUACAGUACCAUCAAUCAGAUGUCCCCUUUGGGAUCAGUAACAUUACCCAUCAUUUAAUCAAAGUCUAAAGUCCCCUUUGGGAUCAGUAAAGUACCAUCAAUCAGAUGUCCCCUUUGGGAUCAGUACAGUACCAUCAAUAAGAUGUCCCCUUUGGGAUCAGUACAGUACCAUCAAUAAGAUGUCCCCUUUGGGAUCAGUACAGUACCAUCAAUCAGAUGUCCCCUUUGGGAUCAGUACAGUACCAUCAAUCAGAUGUCCCCUUUGGGAUCAGUACAGUACCAUCUUAUACUGUAAAGUGACAGUGUAAUACUAUUCAUAGUCAGUAGGCCUGGCGCUGUAGUGCUUUCAUUAUUCAUACUUAAAGUAACUGCUGUGUAAUGACUGUUGUAACCGUUUUCAGGACCUCCUCCCAGAGCUGCAGGCUGUCUGUCAGUGUUCUGAGGCUGUACUUCCACCUGCUCCAGUGGAGCUCCCUGUCCCACAGCCAGCCCUGGCGCCCACCUCUACCCCAGCCCCUACCCCCACUCUGGCCCAUGGUCCUGGGGCUUGUCCUGAGGCUGAGCAGGCCUCUGGUUCUGGUUCUAAGAGGAAGUGGUCCUCGGGGGAGCGUGAGGCUGCAGGGCCACCAGCCAAGAAGCUCCUGGGGAACAGCACCACGUCUGCUACCACACCUGUCACCUGGAGGUCCUGCACCACUGGCAUAGUCAUCAGGUUGGUUCAAACCUUACUGCUUUCAGAGGCUCUUGAAGCUCUACGCACAUGUACGUGUUAGCUGUGUCUGGAGGUUGGCACCUUGAUGGUGUGAAGACUUCCUGAAUGUUAAUACAUCAGGUUUGAUUUAGUCAUAUAUUUAUUGUUUUCUGUCAAUUUAUAAACCCUCCCUUUAUUCUCAACCGUGUGUACUUCAUGGAUGUUGUUGUUGUUUACUGUUGUUUUGCAGUGACCUCACCAUGGAGAUGGUGCGCUAUCGUCUGAUUGGACCUCUAUCACAUUCCGUUCUGACUGAAACCUUGGCCCCUGCCACACACUGUGAUGUAAGAACCUGGGAUGAUUUAUCUAGAGACCAGCUAAUAUCCUGUAACCUGGGAUGAUUUAUCUAGAGACCAGCUAAUAUCCUGUAACCUGGGAUGAUUAUCUAGAGACCAGCUAUAUCCUGUAACCUGGGAUGAUUUAUCUAGAGACAGCUAAUAUUCUGUAACCUGGGAUGAUUUAUCUAGAGACCAGCUAAUAUCCUGUAACCUGGGAUGAUUUAUCUAGAGACCAGCUAAUAUCCUGUAACCUGGGAUGAUUUAUCUAGAGACCAGCUAAUAUCCUGUAACCUGGGAUGAUUUAUCUAGAGACCAGCUAAUAUCCUGUAACCUGGGAUGAUUUAUCUAGAGACCAGCUAAUAUCCUGUAACCUGGGAUGAUUUAUCUAGAGGACCAGCUAAUAUCCUGUAACCUGGGAUGAUUUAUCUAGAGACCAGCUAAUAUCCUGUAACCUGGGAUGAUUUAUCUAGAGACCAGCUAAUAUCCUGUAACCUGGGAUGAUUUAUCUAGAGACCAGCUAAUAUCCUGUAACCUGGGAUGAUUUAUCUAGAGACCAGCUAAUAUCCUGUAACCUGGGAUGAUUUAUCUAGAGACCAGCUAAUAUCCUGUAACCUGGGAUGAUUUAUCUAGAGACCAGCUAAUAUCCUGUAACCUGGGAUGAUUUAUCUAGAGACCAGCUAAUAUCCUGUAACCUGGGAUGAUUUAUCUAGAGCCAGCUAAUAUCCUGUAACCUGGGAUGAUUUAUCUAGAGGCCAGCUAAUAUCCUGUAACCUGGGAUGAUUUAUCUAGAGACCAGCUAAUAUCCUGUAACCUGGGAUGAUUUAUCUAGAGGCCAGCUAAUAUCCUGUAACCUGGGAUGAUUUAUCUAGAGGCCAGCUAAUAUCCUGUAACCUGGGAUGAUUUAUCUAGAGACCAGCUAAUAUCCUGUAACCUGGGAUGAUUUAUCUAGAGACCAGCUAAUAUCCUGUAACCUGGGAUGAUUUAUCUAGAGACCAGCUAAUAUCCUGUAACCUGGGAUGAUUUAUCUAGAGACCACUAAUAUCCUGUACUGGUGAUAGGUUUAUCUAGGACCGUCUAUUAGUCCUGUAACCUGGGAUGAUUUUGUAGUAGACCAGCUAAAUACUGUAACCUGGAUGAUUUAUCAAACCAGCUAAUAUCCUGUAACCUAGGAUGAGUUAUCUAACCAGCUAAUAUCCUGUAACCUGGAAUGAUUAUUAAGCGACCAGUCUAACAUCCUGAACCUGGGAUGAUUUGAUUCCAGGGGGGGGCCAGAUAAUAUCCUGUAACCUCUGGGAGAUUUAUCUAGAAGCUACUAAUGAUCCUGUAACCUGGGAUGAUUAUCUAGAGGCCAGCUAAUAUCCUGUAACCUGGGAUGAUUAUCUAGAGACCAGCUAAUAUCCUGUAACCUGGGAUGAUUUAUCUAGAGACCAGCUAAUAUCCUGUAACCUGGGAUGAUUUAUCUAGAGACCAGCUAAUAUCCUGUAACCUGGGAUGAUUUAUCUAGAGACCAGCUAAUAUCCUGUAACCUGGGAUGAUUUAUCUAGAGACCAGCUAAUAUCCUGUAACCUGGGAUGAUUUAUCUAGAGACCGGCUAAUAUCCUGUAACCUGGGAUGAUUUAUCUAGAGACCGGCUAAUAUCCUGUAACCUGGGAUGAUUUAUCUAGAGACCAGCUAAAUACUGUAAAACCUGGGAUGAUUUAUCUAGAGACCAGCUAAUAUCCUGUAACCUGGGAUGAUUUAUCUAGAGACCGGCUAAUAUCCUGUAACCUGGGAUGAUUUAUCUAGAGACCAGUAAUAUCCUGUAUGUUCCAGUGUAAGGCGUUAGUCAGGUGUUUCUUUAUUUCAGGCUGCUAGUAAAGCCGGACCGUCUCCCUUCUGGUGGUCAGAUCACUGCAGAGACGACUGCAACAUGACUCUUCAUCGACAACAAGCUGGUGUCUUCAACAUCCUCAAAGGUGGGUUACUUACAGCUACAUUCCUCAUUCAUUACAUCAAUUCAUUAGAUUACAGUCCCCCUGUAGCUCAGUUGAUAGAGCAUGGCGCUUGCAACGCCAGGGUUGUGGGUUCGAUUCCCACGGGGGGGGGGCCAGUUUGAAAAAUGUAUGCACUCACUAACUGUAAGUCGCUCUGGAAAAGAGCAUCUGCUAAAUUACUAAAAUGUAAUUACAAACAUUGUAACAUUUUGUGGUCCUCUGUAGCUCAAUUGGUAGAGCAUGGCGCUUGUAACGCCAGGGUAGUGGGUUCGAUCCCCGGGACCACCCAUACGUAAAAACAUGUAUGCACACAUGACUAAGUCGCUUUGGAUAAAAGGUCUGCUAAUGGCAUAUUUAUAUUAUUAUAUUAUUUAUUAUUAUAGAUCAGGGCUCUCCAAUCCUGUUCCUGGAGAGCUACCAGCUGUAACUAACCUGAUUCAGCUACCUGAUCAACUUCACCAUCUCAAUUAUUAUGAUAGUGCGCCGUGAUUAUGGGUUGGCGUUUAAAACCUUACAGGAGGGUGAGGGUAGCUCUCCAGGAACAGGGUUGGUUUGGAGUUAACACAUACAGGAAGGUAUCUCUCUAAGCGAACAGGGUUGGAGUUCAAACAUACAGGAAGGUAGCUCUCUAGGGAACAGGGUUGGAGUUAAAACAUACAGGAAGGUAUCUCUCUAGGAACAGGGUUGGAGUUAAAACCUCCAGGAGGUAUCUCUCUAGGAAACAGGGUUUGGAGUUAAAACAUACAGGAAGGUAUCUCCUCUAGGAACAUGGGUUGGAGUUAAAACAUACAGGAAGGUAUCUCUCAGGAACAGGGUUGGAGUUAAAAAAACAUACAGUAAGGUAUCUCUCUAGGAACGGGUUGGAGUUAAAACAUACAGGAAGGUAUCUCUCUAGGAACAGGGUUGGAGUUAAACAUACAGGAAGGUUCUCUCUAGGAACCGGGUUGGAGUUAAAACAUACAGGAAGGUAUCUCUCUAGGAACAGGGUUGGAGUUAAAACAUACAGGAAGGUAUCUCUCUAGGAACAGGGUUGGAGUUAAAACAUACAGGAAGGUAUCUCUCUAGGAACAGGGUUGGAGUUAAAACAUACAGGAAGGUAUCUCUCUAGGAACAGGGUUGGAGAGCCCUGGAUUAGAUCAACUUUAUUAUCAUGUCAUGUUGUAUCAACAUUCAGAGUAGUUGUUAUUGUAUACUUUGUGUAUGUAAACCAAAUAUAUACAGUACCAGUCAAAGGUUUGGACACACCUACUCAUUCCAAGGUUUUUCUUUAUUUUUACUAUUUUCUACAUUGUAGAAUAAUAGUGAAGACCUCAAAACUAUGAAAUAACACAUAUGGAAUCAUGUAGUAACCAAAGAAGUGUUAAACAAAUCAAAAUAUAUUUUAUAUUUGAGAUUCUUCAAAGUAGCCACCCUUUGCCUUGAUGACAGCUUUGCACACGCUUGGCAUUCUCUCAACCAGCUUCAUGAGGUAGUCACCUGGAAUAAUAUAGACGUAUACGCUGAUUCGGUGAGUGGGUUUAUAAGGAAGUGUAUAGGAGAUGUCGUACCCACUGUGACUAUUAAAACCUACCCUAACCAGAAACCGUGGAUAGAUGGCAGCAUUCGCGAAAAACUGAAAGCACGAACCACCGCAUUUAACCAUGGCAAGGUGACUGGGAAUAUGGCAGAAUACAAACAGUGUAGCUACUCACUCCACAAGGCAAUCAAACAGGCAAAACAUCAAUAUAGACACAAAGUGGAGUCGCAAUUCAACGGGUCAGACAGGAGACGUAAGUGGCAGGGUCUACAGACAUCAGGGACUACAAAAAGAAAACCAGCCACGUCGCGGACACCGACGUCUUGCUGCAAGACGUGUUAACCCUCGCAAGGUUGAAUGCCCAGACAGCAUUCCUAGCCACGUCCUCAGAGCAUGCGCAGACCAGCUGGCUGGUGUGUUUAUGGACAUAUUCAAUCUCUCCCUAUCUCAGUCUGCCGUCCCCACAUGCUUCAAGAUGGCCACCAUUGUUCCUGUACCCAAGAAAGCAAAGGUAACUGAACUAAAUGACUAUCGACCCGUAGAACUCACUUCAGUCAUCAUGAAGUGCUUUGAGAGACUAGUCAAGGAUCAUAUCACCUCUACCUUACCUGUCACCCUAGAUUCACUUCAAUUUGCUUACCCCGCCCCAAUAGGUCCACAGACCAUGCAAUCGCCAUCACGCUGCACACUGCCCUAUCCCAUCUGGACAAGAGGAAUACCUAUGUAAGAAUGCUGUUCAUUGACUAUAGAUCAGCAUUCAACACCAUAGUACCCUCCAAGCUCAUCAUUAAGCUCGAGGCCCUGGGUGUCAACCCCGCCCUGUGCAACUGGGUCCUGGACUUCCUGACGGGCCGCCCCCAGGUGGUGAAGGUAGGAAACAACACCUCAACUUCGCUGAUCCUCAACACUGGGGCCCCACAAGGAUGUGUGCUCAGCCCCCUCCUGUACUCCCUGUUCAACCAUGACUGCAUGGCCACGCACGCCUUCAACUCAAUCAUCAAGUUUGCAGACGACACAACAGUAGUAGGCUUGAUUACCAACAAUGACGAGACCGCCUACAGGGAGGAGGUGAGGGCCCUGGGAGAGUGGUGCCAGGAAAAUAACAUCUCACUCAAUGUCAACAAAAACAAAGGAGCUGAUCGUGGACUUCAGGAAACAGCAGAGGGUGCACCCCCCUAUCCACAUCGACGGGACCGCAGUGGAGACGGUGGAAAGUUUUAUGUUCCUCGGCGUACACAUCACUGACAAACUGAAAUGAUCCACCCACACAGACAGUGUGGUGAAGAAGGCACAACAGAGCCUCUUCAACCUCAGGAGGCUGAAGAAAUUUGGCCUGUCACCUAAAACCCUCACAAACUUUUACAGAUGCACAAUUGAGAGCAUCCUGUCGGGCUGUAUCACCGCCUGGUACGGCAACUGCACCGCCCACAACCGCAGGGCUCUCCAGAGGGUGGUGCGGUCUGCCCAACGCAUCACCGGGGGAAACUACCUGCCAUCCAGGACACCUACAGCACCCGAUGUCACAGGAAGGCCAAAAAGAUAAUCAAGGACAACUACCACCCGAGCCACUGCCUGUUCACCCCGCUAUCAUUCAGAAGGCGAGGUCAGAACAGGUGCAUCAAAGCUGGGACCGAGAGAAUGAAAAACAGCUUCUAUCUCAAGGCCAUCAGACUGUUAAAUAGCCAUCAACUAGCACAAUAGCCUAUUGAAAUCACUGGCCACUUUAAGAAAUGGAACACUAGUCACUUUAAUAAUGCCACUUUAAUGUUUACAUAUCUUGCAUUACCAAUCUCAUAUGUGUAUAUACUGUAUUCUAUAGUAUCUUAAUAAUGUUAACAUAUCUUGCAUUACCCAUCUCGUAUGUACAUACUGUAUUCUAUACUAUCCAUUGCAUCUUAGGCUAUAUCGCUCUGAUAAUGACAUUGCUCAUCCGUAUAUUUAUGUAUUCUUAUUCCAUUCCUUUAUUUAGAUUUGUGUGUAUUAGAUAUUUGUUGUGGAACUGUUAGAUAUUACUUGCUAGAUAUUGCUGCACUGUCGGAACUAGAAGCACAAGCAUUUCGCUACACUCGCAAUAACAUCUGCUAACCAUGUUUGUUUAACACUUUUUUGGUUACUACAUGAUUCCAUAUGUGUUAUUUCAUAGUUUUGAUGUCUUCACUACUUACUACCAAUUGUAGACAUAUACAAAUAAAGGAAAAACCCUGAAUGGUAGGUGUGUCAAACUUUUGACUGGUACUGAUGAUAUAUAUUAUAUAUAGUUAUCAUACUAUAUUAAUAUACAUAAUACUUAUAUAUUUAUAAUGAUUAUAUAUAUAUAUAUAUAUAUAUAUAUCCUUUAUUUGAUCAGGGAGUCAUACUGAGACCAGGGUCUCUUUAUGCAGAUGAGCCCUAAAUGACAAAAAUAAAUAGAAAAUGCAAAGCAGAAACUAAAACACGGUCAUAGGAAACACACAUUCAUCCGUAAUAAGGUCCUCAAUCAGUUUUCUGAAUGGCCCUAGAGGCACCAAAGCGUAACUCAUGUCUGUGCCUGUCUGUCUCCUCCCCCUCAGGUGUGUACUCCACAGCGGAGGUCCCAGCCGGCUCAGUUCUGGGUCUGACGGUGGAUGACCCCAGAUUGACCUUACCAAACAAGAGAAGCAUGGCCGUGUCCGACAUCAGGAAGGAACAAGGUAACCUCUGAGCCAGCAGAAAGGGUGGGGGGUGGUUCAGACAGGUCGGAUAUAGUUGACAUUACAUUAUUAUACUCCUUUAGGGUGAUUUAUACCUGGGCCAUGCUCAGAACACACAAAUAGGAGUGAAACUGUGAGGUAGCCCUACUACCUAAUAUCCAAUAAGAACGCAUGCAAGAAAAUGUAAUACAUUGUGCCCUGCUGAACAGGACCCUGUGUUUGUGAAUGUGAUAGUCCUGGGAAUAGGUCCUGAGGGUAGGGAGGUUCUGUGGGUACUUCUCUGGUCUUCUGGUCCUGUCUGAGGCUGGUUGUGGGUCUUCUCUGGUCCUGUGCUCCUGGGGAGCCUCUGCUCGUCCAUGCAGAUGUCCCAGGUUCGAAUCCUGGCAGGACCCUGUGCUCAGACCACACCCUCAGAGGGUCACACACACUUCCUUAUUUACCUUUUUAGUACCUGGCUGGGUGUUGCAUCACACACUUCUUCUUCCUGAUUUAGUGGAUAUAGGUCUAUAGAGCUACUAGGUGAAGCCAUAGAUGUUGCCAGCUAGUUGGGUGCUUCCUCCGGUCUACACACUCUCCUGAGUACCUGGUCAUACGGGAGUAUGCCCUCUGUCAUGUUGUUUCAGGAGAGAACGAGGAGAGGAGGAGGGAACUGAUGUUAAAGGGGAUCCCUGAACACCUCAGCCAGAGUUCCCUGUGGGACCGGUCUGUCCGCGACAAUGUCACACACAACAAGAUGACAGACCAGGUACUGAACCAUAGCAUCAUGUCUGUCAAUAUAUCAUUACUAAAUGUGUGUCCCCCAGGAGACUCUACCCAGGAAGAAGAGUCCAAUCUUUUUUCCUCUGUCAUGUUUGAUUGUUCUCCAAGAAUCCACCCUGCUGUUUAAUUGAAUCCUUGACUGCAUCUGUAGCUAGGUUUCCAUCCAAUUGGCGACAGAUUUUCAUGUGAAUAUUCAAAACUCAGCAUAAAAACAAUAUGCACAUUUUCCCACCAGAGAUUUCCAUCACAUUGACUUGUUGCAGAUAAAGGCUGUGUGAGACGACGUAGUGGAGAUAAUAAUACCUUCUGUUGUUAAAUUCCCAUGUACCGAAUAAACAAUACAAGUUAGAUGGGCUUCCAUCGCAUUUUCAACUCUAUGGUUUUGUCACAGAAACUGUUAAGCUAUAUAGCCAAUGUUCCCUGUCAGGUUCUGGACCAUGUUCUAUAGACAACAGUUCCCUGACAGGUUCUGGACCAUGUUCUAUAGACAACAGUUCCCUGACAGGUUCUGGACCAUGUUCUAUAGACAACAGGUUCUGGAGCAUGUUCUAUAGACAACAGGUUCUGGACCAUGUUCUAUAGACAACAGGUUCUGGACCAUGUUCUAUAGACAACAGGUUCUGGACCAUGUUCUAUAGACAACAGGUUCUGGACCAUGUUCUAUAGACAACAGGUUCUGGACCAUGUUCUAUAGACAACAGGUUCUGGACCAUGUUCUAGACCAUGUUCUAUAGACAACAGGUUCUGGACCAUGUUCUAUAGACAACAGGUUCUGGACCAUGUUCUAUAGACAACAGGUUCUGGAACAUGUUCUAUAGACAACAGUUCACUGACAGUGGACAGGGUAGGUUAUAUGGUGAAAUAUGGAAAAGAGCGAUAUUUUUAUUUGGUAAUUGGCAGCCAAGCGUUGAUCAUCAUGUCACCAGCAUUCAAAUAAAACCCUCUAUUUAUUGGAAAUGUACAUGAAGCUCAUCACCCUCCAUCACCACCAUGAAGCUCAUCACCCUCCAUCACCACCAUGAAGCUCAUCACCAUCAUGAAGCUCAUCACCCUCCAUCACCACCAUGAAGCUCAUCACCCUCCAUCACCACCAUGAAGCUCAGCACCCUCCAUCACCACCAUGAAGCUCAGCACCCUCCAUCACCACCAUGAAGCUCAUCACCCUCCAUCACCACCAUGAAGCUCAUCACCCUCCAUCACCACCAUGAAGCUCAUCACCCUCCAUCACCACCAUGAAGCUCAUCACCCUCCAUCACCACCAUGAAGCUCAUCACCCUCCAUCACCACCAUGAAGCUCAUCACCCUCCAUCACCACCAUGAAGCUCAGCUGAACUUAUUUCAUCUGCCUAUAAACUCUUAAUGCUUCUCCUCGUGGUAGUGGUAGUACAACGUAACAUAUCAUGGCCUGACUCCAAGUUUACUUUGCAUAAUACAUUUUACCAACACAAAAAGAUCAGGCCAUGUCUAAGGAACAUUUUUCUGUUGACAUUUGUGAAAUUGUAGCGACACUGUUUCUAUCACACCUGUGGUGAAUUAUUAUCAUACGGUCACACCUGUGGUGAUUUAUUAUCAUACGGUCACACCUGUGGUGAAUUAUUAUCAUGCGGUCACAGCUGUGGUGAUUUAUUAUCAUACGGUCACAGCUGUGGUGAUUUAUUAUCAUACGGUCACAGCUGUGGUGAUUUAUUAUCAUACGGUCACAGCUGUGGUGAAUUAUUAUCAUGCGGUCACAGCUGUGGUGAUUUAUUAUCAUACGGUCACACCUGUGGUGAUUUAUUUUCAUACGCCGUGACUUGCAUAAAAACUUUGGAUGGAAACGUGGUUUGUGUCUCCCAUAUCAUUCCUCUCUCUGUCUGCAGGAACUAAACAGACUGCGUAAUGAUGUUCUGGUCCCAGGCUCCAGACUACCCACCCCCCUGCAGGGUAGAGUACCCGUCCUACUGGUGCAGCAGUCUGGGAAGAGCCAGGGCACAGAGAUGGGGUCCUGGGGGACGGGCUGGGACCUGCUGCUACCAAAGGCCUGGGGCAUGGCCUUCUGGGUACCUCUGGUAUGGACUACACACUGAUGUUGCAGCUUAAAUGGUACCUUAUUCCCUAUAUAGUGCACUACUUUAGACCAGGACCCAAUGGUACCUUAUUCCCUAUAUAGUGCACUACUUUAGACCAGGACCCAAUGCUACCUAAUUUCCUAUAUAGUGCACUACUUACAAUGUGGAUAUAGUGCUUUUUGAGGACCCCCUCCUUUAUGUAGACAAAUUACUAAUCACUACAAACAUGUCUAUUCAACCCCCUCCACCUCCUCUCCUCUCCUUCAGGUUUAUAGAGGAGUACGAAUCGGAGGGCUGAGGAUGAGUCUGAAACACGCCCAGAAUAAAGGAGAGCCUCACUUUCCCCACGACUACCCAGACUGCCCUGCAGGAGCACGCUUCCAGGAAGAGCAGGAGGCUGAGCUGCUGGCCAAGUUCAGGAGGUGAGGAGGGGAUACCAACCUGAUGUAACUCCAGGUGUAUUGAGGAGGGGGUUGGUAUCACCUGAUGUAACUCCAGGUGGAUUGAGGGAAAAACUCAAUGUUCGAUAAAGAAAGUCCAACUCACUGGUAUUCUGGAUGUUCCAUAAUGUAUGUAAUGGCCCUCAAACCAACAUAUUAAUAAAGGAUCUGUAAUAACACUGUUAUUGAGAUUCAAGUCAGAUUACUGGUGAGAGUUUAAUAUAAACUAUCCUUUGUGUUUGAUAUUGAGCUAAUUUCCAGUGGAGGCUAGACUGUGUUAUGGAUUAUUGUUAUUUAAACGGCUGGGCUGCCCCUCGUGCCCUGAAACAGUUUGACUAGAGCAUGACCCCUGACCUCUGUAGGCGCCCACCAGCCAAACGGACCAAUUACAUCAAACACGGCUGCCUGGCUCCGUUCCGUUGUCCCUGGCAACAGCUGGCCGAGGAGUGGGAGUUGAUUGUGAAGGAGGGAGGAGGUGGAGAGGAGGCUGUCGCACCGAUGGAACAGGAAGUGACACCACCCCAGAGUAACUUCACAGUCUUGAGGUAGAUGCCACUUAUGGAUGAUGCUGUAUAUGUAAGGGUUAAACACUGAGCUCUGGACAUCAUCUGUAAAUAAUGGACCAUGUGGUAGGGCCGCUUGGUGCAGUGAUUUAGAACGUUAUGAGGCAUCUAUUGUUGGAACUACUUCAGAGGUGUCCAAUUUCUUCUCAACUGUCCGUAUAUCUGAAGUUAAUGCACACUCUAGAAUGCCCUUCUACCCAAUCAGAAUCGAGUAUUCAACAAAACAGACGUGUGCAACUAUGGGACAAAACAGACGGGGUUGGCUUAGAUUGUUGACAUGUAAACUAUAUUUAGUCUCCAAUGUUUAUUGAAAACAUAAAUACAUUUGCAGAAUGAGGACUUGUUGUCUCUCAAAUCCAUCGUUACAGUUGUUGUUGGUUAGCUAUCUAGCGAAUGUUUGCCAUAUUAGCAUAGACAUGACAUCAGUCAUAACACCUCUAAACAAGACAUGGUAUCAAGAACAAGAUAACUAGCUGAAAUGAGUCACUUACGAUUCCCCACAAGGCAGCUUCUUGUCAUAGCUAGCAACAAUCUGACCAUCCAGAAUCAUUACAACACACGGCCUUCUGCCCCAUUUGAAGUGUGCACUUAUUUUUCAUUUUUCGUGACGUUGUCAGCUAACCUGUCUAUAAGACACAUCUUAACUAGCUUAUAGUAUCCUGCUUAGCCCAUGUUUUCACAUCACAAACGACAUGUUUUGUAAGGGAAAAUUCCUAAAUCCAAUGUCCUCCUCAUAUUCUGUUAGGGCUCUAUUCAAUCCGUGUCGUUGGAGUUCAUCUUUACAGCGUGAUUGACAUUUUAAAGGCAACGUUCCCGCUUUAGCAGAGACUGCAUUCACGGUAAACGCUGCAUACGUCGGCUCAAUAGGACAUCAUCUUUACAUUUCUAUAGCGGAAUCUGUAGCGCUUCAGCUUUACAGAUUGACUAGAGCCCUGAAUCUCAGUAUUAAAGUGUGUUUCAUUACAUCUACUAUUAGUUUCAUCCUCUCCUCUGCAUAACUAAUAGUAUUAAUUCAUAAUGUUUGAAUAAUUGCUUAUCACCUUUAUAAAGACCCCUAUUUUUGUUUUAAUAAUGACUUUACCUUUUUUCCCCAAAGUGUAGCGUAGUGUUUGACAGCUCUGAUGCAUAACCCCUCCCCAGCCUACCUUUCAUGAUGAGAACAUCCAGACCCAAAUUACUGCCAUACAUCAGAGAUUGUCCUCGUAAAAUCAGCAGCUUAGAGUAAUGGCUGACUUCAUGAGCUCAAAUGUUAUUCGAUUUUACUGCGUUUUGGCUGCAUCCAUUUUGUGGCGCUGGAAAUCACUGGGCGGUAAAAAAAAAAAAAAAAACAUUUCAUACCUUUAAGACCACUUUGGUGGUUCACUGAGGGUACAAAGUGGCUUUCCUAGAAGUAGUGGCAAUAUUAUAUAAACGCUGAGCUGUGAUUGGGUGUUCCACAAUAUAAACGCUGAGCCAUGAUUGGUUGUUUGUGUUCUGCAGUAUGAACACUGAUCCCUGAUUGUUUGUCUCUGUGUUCUACAGGAACAGGAAGUCUCUAAGGCAGCUGUCAGCUUGGUGUCGCCCCACUUCCUCUAAAUGUCAGAGGGCACGUAACCUGGGCUCAACGCCACCACUCAACCGUAACGUUGCAGCAUCUCUCCUCUCGGCCCACGGUGGAGGCAGCCUGGUGUGGACCCGUCUCUCCCUCCUCACCAAGGGCCAACCGGAGCAGCACGCUCUGGUGUGUGUCCCCACCGCAGAUGACCUCCAGCUGGUUGGGAAGGAGCCGGGCUGCACCGGCCCCCAGGAGCCUCUCCACACUGACCACUUCAAGAGCCGUGUCAAACGCCUACACAAGAAGGACCACAACAAACCUGGAGCAUCUUCCUCCGCCAAGCCUUUAAACAAGCAGUCUGACCCUGCCUCCACCUCAGCCCCUAGUGUCAACCCUGGUCCUGAGCCUAGUUCCUCUUCCAGCCUCACUCUGGGUCCAGACAUCACCACCCCCUCUUCCUCCUGUACCUCAGCCCUGACCCUGGGUCUCUGGCCGGAGCCCCUGCCCAGCGUCACCUCCCACUGCUCCAGGGUGACUCUGGGCUGGGUGACCCAGGGGGACUUCUCCCUGUCGGCUGGCUGUGGGGAGGCUCUGGGGUUCCUCAGCCUCACUGGCCUGCUACACACCCUGCUCAGACAGCCUGACAGCCAGAGAGGAUUGGUGCUGCUACGGAACCCUGGAUCAAUGCAGUACCGCUUUGCUAAGAUCAACAUAGAGGUCUGAGGAGUACUGCAAGUUCAACCCCACAUCGCUACAGUCCCGCUUCGCUUAGACCCAGCUGUGUAAAGCCACAGACUUUGUUCUGAGAAAAACAUUGUGCCUUGUGUGAGUCCCUUCACCUCACCCCUAUUAGGGGGACUAGAUAUAAAAUGUAUGGUAAGCAUGGCAUGCACACAGAACAUUACACAUAUUGAAUGCCACAUUAUGCAUUGUUUGAGUGGAAUAACUUUUGCUUGAUAAUAAUUCCCCAUAGGUUUUCUGGGAGUUUUCAUUUGAGUUGAGAUGACAGUUAUUUUAAGUUCAAUAUUGUUUCCACCUAAGGGACUGCCUUUAGAUCGUCACUGGGACUGGGUGUGUACUGGUUCUGUAGAGAAGUCAUCAAUCAUUCUUUGGUUUGCCUCAAUUCCUUUGUUGGAUUUGAGAGCUCUAGUU